Molecule: messenger RNA, 1572 nt
Organism: Trichophyton benhamiae CBS 112371
Lineage: Eukaryota; Fungi; Ascomycota; Eurotiomycetes; Onygenales; Arthrodermataceae
Exons: 4
Coding region: 1-1572 (523 amino acids)
Cellular component (GO): cytoplasm
Molecular function (GO): cysteine synthase activity
Source: RefSeq, a predicted model, not a curated record
AUGGCUGUAACGAGCGCCGAGCCCGCAAUGGCUGGGAAUAGGAUAAAGACCGAGUCGUCUGAUGCCGGAAUAGCUGGCGGAAGAGGUGCGAGACAACCGGCGAAUCCAUUGCUUGUCAAAAGCAAAGAUGGCUGUUUGAGCUCGAAGUUCGAUGUUUUCGUUUCGGGAGGAGAGAACGAGAUGCCAAUUCUUUUCAGGAUGGAAGCGUCAUCUCGCAUGCCCAUUUAUGUGGCUGCUGCUUUCGCAACAGGAGCUAUAUGCACCAUCGCAAUUGAUAGACUCCUUCGCUCUGAGGGAGGAAUAAGCCGGACGGAGCCUGGAAGCGAAGAUGCAAUGAAUGGACUCUCCACAGCCAACGGAAUAGAAUACCAUGGACUCCCAAAGAAACCACAGCCUCCCCCAAUAGUGGACGGCAUUGAAGGUUGCAUCGGGAACACCCCUAUGGUCCGUAUACGAUCUCUAUCAGAGGCGACAGGAUGUGAGAUACUAGCGAAAGCAGAGGCUGAAGCGAAUGGCCUUCUUACUCCAUUUGUGGGAGAUGCCAUCUAUGAAGGCACUGUAGGUUCUACAGGAAUAUCCCUUGCCACCCUGGCAAGAGCAAGAGGAUACCUAGCACAUAUGUAUGGAAUCAAUGAUCAUACCUUUUCUCUGGCAAAUUGCAUGCCGUCGGAUCAAUCGACAGAAAAAUCAAACCUGCUCCUUAAACUUGGGGCGGUCGUUGACAGAGUUACCCCGGCUCCCAUUGUAGAAACGGGCCACUUUGUCAACAGGGCUAGAAGUCUGGCGCAUUCCCACGGAAAGGCGGCACAAACUUCGCGUGAAUCUUCACCAUUUGAAAAGCCAAAUAUAGAGGCCAUGACCUCGGAUGCUGCUGCUAAACAAAGCCGGGGUUUCUUUGCAGACCAGUUUGAGAAUUCUGCCAACUGGCAAGCCCAUUAUCGAACGACAGGGCCAGAAAUCUAUGUACAGUGCGAGGGUAAGUUGGACGCAUUUGUUGCCGGCGCUGGAACGGGAGGUACCAUUUCUGGAGUUGCACGGUAUCUGAAACCUCGAGUUUCGAACAUGACCGUCGUCCUUGCGGACCCUCAAGGCAGUGGACUGUAUAAUAGAGUCCGCUACGGCGUGAUGUUCGAUACAAAAGAAAGAGAAGGUACAAGGAGGAGGCAACAAGUCGACUCUAUUGUGGAAGGAAUAGGGAUUAAUCGGGUCACUGCAAAUUUUGAAGCUGGCCGAGAGCUAGUGGAUGACGCUGUAAGAGUCACUGAUGCACAAGCCGUUGCUAUGGCACGUUGGCUGGUGGAGAAGGAUGGUAUAUUCAUUGGCAGCAGCAGUGCUGUAAAUUGUAGGUCAUUACUUGUCAUCAUACAUGCUCUUGCGGGAAGUAUUAACUUAUUUAUCUGCACAGGUUUUGCUGCCGUUAAAACGGCCCUAAAGCUUGGCCCUGGCCAUAGAGUUGUGACAAUCCUCUGUGAUUCUGGAACCAGACAUUUGUCAAAGUUUUGGGCGGAGGCAGGCAACGUUGGAGGAGCCGUCGGCACUAAGCUUGAGGACGUUCUUAACGCUAAGGAGUGA